UGCUAGGCAGACUUCAGGAGGCAACAGAGCCUGCAGUGCAGAAGAUAAACACCGGAGGGCACCCCAACACAAGAAAACAGGAAUCAUGACUUCUAAGGCAAAAAUUGAGGCCGAAGAGCAAUUCAGAGAAGCUGAACACAGGCGACAACUGGAAAUAAAACAAAAAGAGAUGGAGAUGAAAGAAAAGGAAGAAAGCAUCAAACUGGCAGCCUUCCAAAGAGAACAGGCAGCCCAAGAGGCAGCACACAAAAGAAAACUAGAAGAAGAAGAGGUGGCCUACCGAAGGAAACAAGCAGAAGAAGAGGCGGCCCACCGCCGAGACAUGGAAAAAACACCAAAAGAAAUGGAAAAACAACAAAAAGAAAUGGAAAAACAACAAAAAGAGAAUGAAGAGAAGGAAAAACAGAGAAAACAUGAACUGGAGUUGGCCAAAGCUGGGCUGCAUGUGCCAGCCAACCCUAACAACCCGGCGCCAAUUAUUGCUCCACAGCACAGGAAAUUUCCCACCUACAAGGCAGGUGAUGACACCGAGGCCUUCUUGGAAAAUUUUGAAAGAGCCUGUCUUGGGUACAGCAUUCCCGAAGACCAGUACAUGGUAGAAUUGAGGUCACAGCUCAGUGGACCUUUAGCAGAGGUGGCAGCUGAAAUGCCUAAGCAGCAAAUGAAUGACUAUAAACUUUUUUCAAACCAAGGCCAGAUACAGAAUGGGGAUAACCCCAGAUCAUGCCCGUCGGCGUUUCAGAACCCAAAAGUGGAAACCAGAGGUGUCAUUUCCCAAACACGCCUACUACAUUGCAAAAAACUAUGAGGCCUGGAUAACAGGAAACAACAUUCAAACCUUGGAAGAACUGCACCUCCUCAUACAAAUGGAGCAGUUCUUGGAUGGUGUUCCUGAAGACAUCACACGGUACAUACAAGAUGGAAAUCCCAAAGAUAUCGCUGAGGCGGGGGAGAUUGGAGCCAAAUGGAUGGAACUGGCAGAAAGCAAGAAAGCUACUGUCAAGGGGAACGAUUACCCCAGGGGGCACACAGACCAUAAACCCUACAACCGAGGACAGCCAAAGACCCCACAUACCACCCAAGUAAAGCCACAGAUACCCUACCCUUCAACCUCACCAGUCUCCAGUAACUCAC
Messenger RNA from Gopherus flavomarginatus (Mexican gopher tortoise), 1134 nucleotides. Its product is annotated as matrix metalloproteinase-2-like. The transcript is spliced from 2 exons. The record is from RefSeq and is a predicted model, not a curated record. NCBI's taxonomy places the organism in Eukaryota, Metazoa, Chordata, Testudines, Testudinidae. The coding region runs from base 86 to 808 and encodes 240 amino acids.